UUCACAAGGUUGGAGCACGCAUUCCCGCACGCUGGGGUCUCGCCGGGCCUCUGCGCGACGAAGCGUAGGGAUCACAGAGGGGGGCUCUGCUAAUACCCUCGGCGCUCGCCUUGCUUCGCACCCACACUCUCAUCACUUCCCAAUACCUGGCUAAAGGACGGAGGCUACGGUCCGGGCGUGGAUUGGGUCCCGCGUGGGGCCUGGGGCGACCCCCCGCCAGCCCACCGCAGCGGAGCGAGCGGCCGCCAGAGGGAGGUGGUGAGACCUGGGAUUACCCGCUGGGGAAGGAGGCAGAGCCGAGAGAGGGAGAGGGAGGGAGAAGCGGGCGAGAGGAAAGACCCAGAGCCAGAGGAAGAGGAAAGCCGGAGAGAGCAGUCGCGAACGUGGAAAGGACAUCGUUUGGUAUUAUUUAAAUAAGAGUAAUAGUAGUAGUAAGAAUACGCCCGGCCGACCGAGGCGAGCCUGCCGGAGCUUCCCCUCGGGCUCUCCAGGCGGAAGGUGGAAUCCUGAUGGGCUCAGAACGGAGGGAGAUGCAGAAGCGACAGAUGUCUGCAGCCCAGGAGACAUCAGACUCCCUCCUGGGCCAGCACGGAGUGGGGAACCGAGGAUCCAACGCUUGCUGCUUCUGCUGGUGCUGCUGUUGUAGCUGUUCAUGUCUCACUGUUAGAAAUCAAGAACAGGGACCCGGGAGGGCUUCCCAUGAACUCAGAAGAGACGACCUUCCAACCUGGGAAGAAAGCCCAACUCCUACUCUGGAAGAGGUCAGUGCCUGGGCGCAGUCCUUCGACAAGUUGAUGCUCACCCCAGCAGGAAGGAAUGCUUUCCGCGAAUUCCUCCGGACAGAAUUCAGUGAAGACAAUAUGCUUUUCUGGAUGGCGUGUGAGGAACUGAAAAAAGAAGCUAAUAAGAGCAUUAUUGAGGAAAAGGCAAGGACAAUAUAUGAAGACUACAUUUCUAUUCUUUCUCCUAAAGAGGUCAGCUUAGACUCCCGAGUCAGAGAAGUCAUCAACAGGAACAUGGUGGAGCCAUCCCAACACAUAUUCGAUGAUGCACAACUUCAGAUUUACACCUUAAUGCACAGAGACUCAUAUCCCCGAUUCAUGAAUUCUGCUGUCUAUAAAGAUUUGCUCCAGUCCUUAUCUGAGAAAUCCACUGAAACAUAG
Myotis myotis is the source of this 1163-nucleotide messenger RNA. RefSeq names its product regulator of G protein signaling 20 (gene RGS20). The coding region runs from base 510 to 1163 and encodes 217 amino acids. The record is from RefSeq and is a predicted model, not a curated record. Lineage: Eukaryota; Metazoa; Chordata; Mammalia; Chiroptera; Vespertilionidae. The transcript has 5 exons.